Doryrhamphus excisus (bluestripe pipefish) is the source of this 714-nucleotide messenger RNA. RefSeq names its product small nuclear ribonucleoprotein D3 polypeptide, like (gene snrpd3l). Gene Ontology annotation, biological process: RNA processing; spliceosomal snRNP assembly. NCBI's taxonomy places the organism in Eukaryota, Metazoa, Chordata, Actinopteri, Syngnathiformes, Syngnathidae. The record is from RefSeq and is a predicted model, not a curated record. Gene Ontology annotation, molecular function: RNA binding. Gene Ontology annotation, cellular component: spliceosomal complex.
GAAACACCGGAAGUACUUCAGUUGAACUGUCGCCGCAUUGCAUGGUGGGAAGGCGGAAAAGCGCUCCAAAAGAGAAGCAAGAAAUCGACGAGCACACGUUGCGGCUUUUCUUUAGUUUGGAAACAACAAGGGAAGCUCGGUUUUACAGCUGUAUUUGUCACAGGAACCAAAAGAAAGAUGUCAAUCGGCGUGCCCAUUAAAGUGCUCCAUGAGGCGGAGGGACACAUUGUGACUUGUGAGACCAACACUGGAGAGGUGUACAGGGGCAAGCUGAUCGAGGCCGAGGACAACAUGAACUGCCAGAUGUCCAACAUCACCGUGACCUAUCGCGACGGGCGGGUGGCUCAGCUGGAGCAGGUGUACAUCCGCGGCAGCAAGAUCCGCUUCCUGAUUCUACCUGACAUGUUGAAGAACGCGCCCAUGCUGAAGAGCAUGAAGAACAAGAACCAAGGCUCCGGUGCCGGAAGGGGCAAGGCGGCCAUUCUCAAAGCGCAAGUGGCUGCAAGAGGAAGAGGACGUGGUGGCAUGGGAAGAGGAAAUAUCUUCCAGAAGAGGCGAUAAUUGCUGCAGCUUUAGUGUGUUUUUGUAUAGGCCACAUCUUGUUUUUGUUCAUUUUCUCCCAUCAAUUGAACGUCUUGUUCUGAACCUUGUCCAUGGGAGUAUAUUGCUGUAAGUUCCUUUUUUUUAAAAAAUAAAAUAAACCUUUUAAUUUCA